AUGGUAUCCUUAGCAUCGUGUAGAGACAUAGCAGAGGAGACAACAUCAGAGAUUUCUGUAAACACAGUUAGUGACAAACAGGAGGUGAAGAGCGAAGAAGCUAUUUUGCAGCCUUGGCAGGUGUUUCGAGAACCAAUCAUGGAGUUGCAAAGAAUGAAUAUCACAGGAAAGGAGGAUGGGAAGAAAAGAGUAGAAGUCGAAGAGGAUGAAGAAGGAACUGAGACAAAAAAUGAAAUGGAUAAUAAAGUGGCAGAAAAGAUGAAGCAUGUUGAAAACUUAAGAAACAUGCCAACAGACGCAAAUGACUCAAGCAGCGACCCAACCAAUGAGCCCAUCUCCUCAAAUUCUCACACCAGCCCACCUGAGACCAAUGAAGCAGACACAGAAGACAGCAGAAAACUGACAAAGACUCCCAGCUUUGGCAAAACAGUUCAUUUUAAGGAAACUGAAGCAGUGGAAGAAAGGGAAAGCUCAGUGGACAAUCUUUUUCCAGACUUUGAGGUAGAAGAGUGGACCAUCACCAGCUUUGAAGAGAUGUUUCUGGCAGAUGACUGGAAGGACAUUACAAAUGACUGUUUGCUAAGGAAGAAGGUGCUACAGGCCAGUCCUGAGACUGCCCUGACCCCGGCUUUGGGUCAGGAGGUCACUCUGAAAAUGCAGGGUGUGCUGGAGGAUAGGACUGUGGUGGAGAAAGACUGCAAGUUGGUCUUCGUUAUCGGAGAGGGAGAUGUCAACCAGUUAUCUUGUUGA
Molecule: messenger RNA, 750 nt
Organism: Carassius carassius (crucian carp)
Lineage: Eukaryota; Metazoa; Chordata; Actinopteri; Cypriniformes; Cyprinidae
Exons: 3
Coding region: 1-750 (249 amino acids)
Molecular function (GO): peptidyl-prolyl cis-trans isomerase activity
Source: RefSeq, a predicted model, not a curated record